CAUCUCAACAGUUUUUACUUCAGUCCACAAACUCGACAUCCCAGCAUCAAAGUGAGUUGUAGUGAUUUUUUUUUUCUUAUUUAUGCUCUGUUAUGGCGCAAAUUUUUGUUGUAAAAGAUAGGUCUCUCUUGUCACUCAACGUUCACACGACACUGCAAGGAAUCAGUAUUCAAGAUAGUUUUUUUUUUAAAUUCUUUAUGCAGAAAGGGAGAUAGUUAAUAAAAUUUGCUUAAUCAAAUUUAUGUGAAUAUUUUCAAAUAUUUUUUAUUUAAAAUUAAGCCGCAUUGUUUGUUGGCAUAAAUUGAUAAUUAUUUAAUUUUAAAGUUGGUGAAAAUAAAUUUCUGAAAUUUAAAAAAAAAAAAUUGUUAUAGAUUGGUGACCGGUUUAAGUGCGUACAUGAUUUUAGUGUAUUUUUUUGUAAUUUUGAACAUAGGCCUAACUUUUAGAUAAGCGUGGGGCCGAUUUUUUGGGGGGGGUUGGGGUGGGGGGUGAAAUCUGUAUUACUUUCCUCAUUCAAAAACAAUUUUUAAAAAUUGUUUUUUUUUCAUUUGUUAAAGGGCCCCAGAGCCUUUUUAGUUCUUUUAAAGCAAAUAUUUCAUUAAAAAUAUAGUGUACCUAAAAUAAUGUUUAAACACAAAAUCUCCUUUAAAUAUCAAAUUGUGUUUGAACUUCAAAAUUUCAUUUUGAAUAUAACAAAACUUUUGAUAUAUACAAAAACAACUAAAUAAUUAAUUUAAAUAAUUUUUAAACAGGUUUUAGUGAGGGGAGAGAAAAGUGUUAAUUAGCGGGAUGGGAUUUGGGGGGGGGGGGGUUAACAACAGUUUAAUAAAAUUUCAUUUUGAAUAUAACAAAACUUUUGAUAUAUACAAAAACAACUAAAUAAUUAAUUUAAAUAAUUUUUAAACAGGUUUUAGUAAGGGGAGAGAAAAGUGUUAAUUAGCGGGAUGGGAUUUGGGGGGGGGGGGUUCACAACAGUUUAAUGUUGUCUGAGAGAGCCAUGGACACCACAUAUUUUGAAAAGUAAUUCUGUGAGAGCCAUAUAUUAUGUUUAAAACUAACUAAAAAUUCAAGUAAAUGUGUGCAUUUUGUGUAAUUUCAACACUAAAAUUGCAAUAAUUAUGUCUCUGAAUUCUUUUUAAUAACAUUGUUAUGCUGUUGCUAAUCAAUAAUGAGUAUUUCUUACCAUUAAAGUGACUUUUUUUUUUAAUUCGAACAUUUGUCUGCGAGCCAGAUGCACCCAUCAAUAAGGCCAUAGGUUCCCGACCCCUGCUCUAAACCAUUGUUUCACAAAGUGUGGUACACGUACCCCUAGGGCAGUGAUCGGUGAACCCAUUAGUCAAAAGAGCCAAACAUCAGAAGCAGCAUGAUUUUAAAAAAAUUCCGAGAGCCAAAUUUCUUUCAAGAACCUGUCUAGAACCAUGUUCUUUGGAGUCAAAAGCGAUUGGUGGCCGACUGGCCAAGCCGCACCCAGGCUGCUAAAGAGCCACAGGCGGCUCGCGAGCCGCAAGUUGCCGACCACUGCCCUAAGGGGAUGGUUUGGUGGGGGUACACGCUGCAAAGGAAAAAAAAAUUUGUUAUUAAAGUAUAUUUAAUUUUAUUUUUUUAAAGAAGGGUACACGGUGUUACGAAAAUUAUAAACAGGGGGUACACAGUUGUCGAAAGUUUAGGAAACGCUUCUUUAAAACAAGACGAUCAGCUCCCAAUAGGACGACCAAGGGUCAUCUCUGGUGUUUUGUUAAAGAAAUUUCUCUUUUCAGAAAAUGUUCACCUCAGUCUUUGCAGUACUUCUCCUUGCCGCCGCCACCAUGGCUACCGGAUACGGUGGUUACGGAUAUGGCGGAGGCAUCGGUGGAUACGGUGGAUACGGGGGUGGAUUCGGCGGUGGACUCGGUGGAUUCGGUCUUGGAGGCGGCAUUGGAGGUCUAGGUCUUGGAGGCAUCGGAGGCAUCGGAGGCUUGGGUCUUGGAGGAGGCUUCGGCGGUCUCGGUGGCUACGGAGGCGGUUACGGAGGUGGCUACGGAGGCGGUUAUGGUGGAUACGGAAAGGCUGUACUUCUCCCUAUUGGUGGUUACGGUAAGCCAGAUAAAAUAAUAAUUGACAACUUUUCAGACUUCUUCAUUUUUAAAUCAUUAACCUGCAUUCACAGUUAAGUUAAGGCUUGCUAAUAAACAUUUUAGAGGUAAAUAUGAUAAACUAAAAAUACGGCUAAAUAUGAUAGACAGCAAUAGGUCGUCAACAAGAAAAAAACUAUAUCAAUUUAUUUUACUUUCCAAUCAUAGAUUGUUAAGCUUUUUAAAAUAAUUAAUUCAAGCGAAAGAUCAUUUUUUCCAAAUGGGCAAAUAAAAAUAAUAUAUAAGCUUCAAAAGUAGCCAUGGAAAUUCAGGUGCCAUGCUGUAGUGUUAAGUUGCCUUGCGAGCAUCAUGUAAAUUGUCUAACGUUGAGCAACGGUGUCUCUUAUAAAAUCUACACAACCAGAGUAUUUGUAAAUCGCAAUGCACUGCGUCAUUGAAUCCGACCACAGUAGAAUCUUUGAACGUCCUAUUAAAGGCAAUAUCUAAAGAAGUUUGUAAAAAAAAUUUUUUUUUAAAAUUCCAACAUAUAUAAUGUAUUUUUGUUUAGUGGACCAAUGUACUUAUAAAAGUAUAUGCUUGAAUCAGACAGUUUACAACAUCAAUAGUCUCUCUGUUCUUCAAAUAGCUCUUCUUUAUCAUAAUACAGAAAUAACUCGCCAUACAAUGGCGGAAGCGAAUGUGUAAAACUUCCCAUCUACUAAUGUUAUUUUACGAAACGUGCAUUAAAUAAACACACUUUAUAAGAAUCCCAAUUAGUGCUAGCCUCUGAAAAUUUUUAUUUUUUUGCGUGCCUAUUGAACACAACGUUUCAGCUAUAUUUACUUAUCUAUAGAAUUAUUCUUUGUACUAAUGUGAUUAAGGAGGUGAAGGUUGUAUAAAAAAACUACAUUCUUAAAGAUUUUGUUCUAUUUUUCAUUCCUAAAGGCAAAGGUUACAACAACUACUAUUAAAGUUCUGACCAUCAUCAUAUCCCUGCUUCCGACGGCUAACAAGAUCUAAGGCAGUGGACUCCAUUUGUUAUGUUGCGUUCAAACAAGUAAAGAAAUAAAAUUCUUCUGAAGAU
Molecule: messenger RNA, 3135 nt
Organism: Lymnaea stagnalis (great pond snail)
Lineage: Eukaryota; Metazoa; Mollusca; Gastropoda; Lymnaeidae
Source: the annotation of a GenBank genome assembly